This is a messenger RNA of Dufourea novaeangliae, 1231 nucleotides long. RefSeq names its product ferrochelatase, mitochondrial (gene FeCH). Gene Ontology annotation, biological process: heme biosynthetic process. Lineage: Eukaryota; Metazoa; Arthropoda; Insecta; Hymenoptera; Halictidae. Gene Ontology annotation, molecular function: protoporphyrin ferrochelatase activity. The transcript has 8 exons. The coding region runs from base 64 to 1182 and encodes 372 amino acids. The record is from RefSeq and is a predicted model, not a curated record.
UUAUCGACGUUCCUGCAAUUCGGAAAACAAUAUGGGAAAUAUUUUGUUUUACCUUGGCGUCAAAUGUCCAUAGCAGUAAAUCCGAAACAAAUGAAUAGUGCUAAACCAAAAACAGGUAUUUUAAUGUUAAAUAUGGGUGGACCCACUACUACUGAACAGGUGCAUGAGUAUUUGCUACGCAUAAUGACUGAUCGUGAUAUGAUCCAACUACCAGUUCAAAGUCAAUUGGGUCCUUGGAUAGCAAAACGUCGUACACCUGAAGUACAAAAAAAAUAUGCUGAAAUUGGUGGUGGAUCUCCUAUUUUAAAAUGGACAAAUAUGCAAGGUGAACUUUUAUGCAAACAGUUGGAUAAUGUUUCACCAGAAACUGCACCUCAUAAGUAUUAUGUUGCUUUUCGAUAUGCCAAUCCUCUUACUCAGGAUACAUUACAAGAGUUAGAGCAAGAUGGCCCUGAACAUACAAUAAUAUUUUCUCAAUAUCCACAAUAUAGUUGUGCUACAACUGGAUCCAGCUUUAAUGCAAUAUAUAAGUAUUAUAAGAAAAGGCAACUACCUCCUAGUAUGAAAUGGAGUGUAAUAGAUAGAUGGGCAACACACCCGUUAUUAAUAAAGACAAUUGCUGAAAGGAUUACGGAAGAAUUAGUUCAAUUUCCUAAAGAAAUAAAGGAUGAUGUUAUAAUUUUAUUUUCAGCUCAUUCACUUCCAUUAAAGGCUGUAAACAGAGGAGACCCCUAUCCAUCUGAAAUCGGGGCAACCGUGGCUUUAGUAAUGCAAGAAUUGAAUUACUGUAAUCCAUACAAUUUAGUAUGGCAGUCGAAGGUUGGUCCUUUGCCUUGGUUGGCACCUUUUACAGACGAUGCUUUAAGAGCGUACGUAAAACAAGGGAAAAAGAAUUUUAUAUUAGUCCCUGUAGCUUUUGUUAACGAACAUAUUGAAACACUUCACGAAAUGGAUAUCGAGUACUGCAAAGACUUAGCCCAUGAACUUGGUAUCGAAAGAAUAAGAAGAGCUGCCGCUCCAAAUGAUCACCCUAUGUUUAUAGAUGCUUUGACAGAUAUUGUUCAUUCUCACAUGAAGUCGAAGCGAUCGAUAAGCCCAAAGUUUUUAACACGUUGCCCACAUUGUGUAAAUGAAAACUGUUUAAGAAGUAAAAAUUGGUAUGCGCAAACAUGUAAAUAUUAAAAUGAACAGAAGCAAAAAUAAUGUAUACAUCAUCUGUAAUAAAUUACCU